Molecule: messenger RNA, 494 nt
Organism: Arachis ipaensis
Lineage: Eukaryota; Viridiplantae; Streptophyta; Magnoliopsida; Fabales; Fabaceae
Source: RefSeq, a predicted model, not a curated record
AUGCGGUCCGGUCCUCCUGUAUUAACCGGCAGGGAGAAAACCGUGAAGAAACCGCUGAAGCGGUUAAAAACUGGCCGUCUCACUCUCACUGUCUCUUACUCAGUUACUCUCACACCCUACCCUAGCCCUCUGAAGCAUUCGAAAACCCCAGCCCAGACGCCACCGCCAUCGCCGGGGUUUGCAGGUCGUGACCGCCACCACCGUCGCGUGGUCUCUUCCCCAGUUCGCCCGUUCAUUCAUCUCAGCCUAGCCCCUUCUGAAGCAUUCCCAGGCUCCCAGCGUCCCCGUGGUCCUCAGGCUGCCAUCGCCGUCGCCUGCUCCUCAGCACCGCCGCUUCGUCUUCGCUGGCCUCUCCCUUCGUCGUCGCUGGUCUUCGCUUCGUCAGCACCCAGUUUUUCCGGUUGAACCACCGGUUGGACCGGUUAGACCAGUGAACCAGUAAACCGGUGACUACAGCGGUUUGAUGACCGGUCCGGUUUUCUGAACCUUGGGGA